Gongylonema pulchrum is the source of this 390-nucleotide messenger RNA. NCBI's taxonomy places the organism in Eukaryota, Metazoa, Nematoda, Chromadorea, Rhabditida, Gongylonematidae. The record is from the annotation of a GenBank genome assembly.
AUGUGCGCAGCACGGUUCGCAGGAAUAAUCGCAGCUGCAGACACGUCACCCUUCUAUAAUUUAAAUGCAGUUCGUGAGGCCGUGAGUGCCGUGGCCGCGUGCCAGAUUGCUGGCGUUAUUCGAAAGAAUGCCACGAGACAUAGACAGCAAUACCCAGAUGAUCUGGGUGUUCGGCCAUUCUUGGCACUGGCAGUCAUUGGCACGGUUCACAAUUCGCUGGUCAAAUUGUUCUGUAAUGGUUCUUUUCACUUUAAUCAGCCGAUGCUUUAUUUUAAUGAGACGUUUGAGCAUAAUCUUUUGAAUCAAAACUAUCCGGACGCAGUGACCUGCAGCGGUGUACGCCAUUCGCCGCCGUCUACAACUGAAGAAAUCGACGAACCAAAAAACUAG